Molecule: messenger RNA, 510 nt
Organism: Guillardia theta CCMP2712
Lineage: Eukaryota; Cryptophyceae; Pyrenomonadales; Geminigeraceae
Exons: 5
Biological process (GO): CDP biosynthetic process; UDP biosynthetic process; 'de novo' pyrimidine nucleobase biosynthetic process
Cellular component (GO): cytoplasm; nucleus
Molecular function (GO): ATP binding; UMP kinase activity
Source: RefSeq, a predicted model, not a curated record
CCGCGAGUCAUCUUCAUCCUGGGAGGUCCUGGUAGCGGCAAGGGAACUCAAAGCGAAAAGCUUGUCAAGAGAUUCGGAGCCACCCACCUCUCAGCUGGGGACCUGCUAAGGGCAGAGCAGGCCACCGACUCCAGCGAUUCCCAGCUGAUCAAGAGCUAUAUAGCAGAGGGUAAGAUCGUUCCGGUCGAAAUCACCUGCCGCCUCCUCAACCGUGCGAUGCAAGAGGUCGCGGCAAAGUCACCCGAUCGUUCCCAGGUCUUUCUCAUCGAUGGAUUUCCGCGCAACAUUGAGAACUUGAGGGGAUGGGAAGAAGUUGUUGGAGAGAAAGCUGUCAUAUCGCUGGUUCUUUUCUUCGAUUGCCCAGAAGAGGUCAUGCAACAACGACUGCUUGAGAGAGGGAAAACAUCUGGAAGAGCAGACGACAACAUUGUCUCCAUCAAGAAGAGAUUCGUAACCUUCAAGGAAGAGACGAUCCCGGUGGUGCAACAGCUUGAGGUUGGACGAUUUUGA